This is a messenger RNA of Siniperca chuatsi (mandarin fish), 1401 nucleotides long. It is a transcript of the gene timm17a, whose product is annotated as translocase of inner mitochondrial membrane 17 homolog A (yeast). NCBI's taxonomy places the organism in Eukaryota, Metazoa, Chordata, Actinopteri, Centrarchiformes, Sinipercidae. Gene Ontology annotation, biological process: protein import into mitochondrial matrix. The transcript has 6 exons. The record is from RefSeq and is a predicted model, not a curated record. Gene Ontology annotation, cellular component: mitochondrial inner membrane; TIM23 mitochondrial import inner membrane translocase complex. Gene Ontology annotation, molecular function: transmembrane protein transporter activity. The coding region runs from base 99 to 605 and encodes 168 amino acids.
UAGCGCUUUGUAUAGAAACACGUGAAAAGACACCACGUGGUGUCGUUACGUCAGGUCGUCGAUAAGCGUUACGUCAGAGGGAACAGCGAAAGAACAAAAUGGAGGAAUAUGCCAGAGAACCAUGCCCCUGGAGGAUCGUGGACGACUGUGGGGGAGCCUUCACCAUGGGAGCUAUUGGAGGGGGAAUAUUCCAGGCAGUAAAAGGCUUCAGAAACGCACCCUCAGGGAUGAGCCACAGAAUGAGAGGCAGCUUGACUGCCAUCAAGACCAGAGCCCCACAGCUUGGAGGAAGCUUUGCAGUAUGGGGAGGCCUCUUCUCCAUGAUUGACUGUGGUUUAGUAAAAGUACGAGGGAAGGAGGAUCCCUGGAACUCAAUUACAAGUGGGGCCAUGACAGGAGCUAUCCUUGCUGCAAGAAAUGGACCAGUAGCCAUGGUAGGCUCUGCAGCCAUGGGAGGUAUCCUGCUGGCGUUGAUAGAGGGCGCUGGAAUCUUGCUUACUAGGUUCGCCUCUUCACAGUUCCCAACUGGGCCCCAGUUUGCAGAGGAACCUGCCCCUGCUCCCAUGCCCUCCCCUUCCUUUGGAGACUACAGACAAUAUCAGUGAGAGGACUCCCCACUUCUCAUCCACUAGGCCUUUUUGAAUUCCUUGCUGAAGUUACAAAGAAGAAAUGGAGAUGCAAAUACCACAUGUCAAACAGUAGCAACUGCACCCAACUUUAUGGACCGUGUCAGAGAAGUGAAGGACAAAACACAUCUUCAUUUUCCUUUCUUUCAAGAGCCAUGUACAGAUCUGCCUUUUGCCAUUCUCAGCCUUGUCAUGUGCAUCUGUUUUACCUAACAUCGGCUAAAUACAGACAUGUGGUGAGAUGUGUUGUUUUGAGGGGACGAGGCGCGUUUUUUUGUUUUGUUCAAGCUCUGGAUAGUGUUGAAUCUAGAAAAAACAUGUCACACAUGGAACGUCAUGAAUUAUAUAUAAUUAUGGUAUACUUAUGUGUAUAUAUAGUAAAGGCUUUCUGCUUGUAUUCACUUAUGUCAGUCUUUAUUUGCCUUAAAUAUGUUAUAUGUACCUGCUUGGGCUGGCCACUGACAUUUGGCUGGCCUUUUUUAUUUGAUUUUAUUCAGAGGUAUGAAGGCAAACACCUAUCAGAUACAAUGCUAUUCCUGGGAUAUUAGUUUGUUUGAUUUAUUUAUUUUAGAUUGUAAAGAGUUGUACCAGAUUGUUCUUUUUUAUGUGACAGUGCUUUUACAUUCAACACAAAGGUGUGGAAAAGACUGCUGAGGACAAAGGAUGGCAUAGGCAGUACAAAUUAAUGGAUGAACUCAAGCAAGGGAUUGAUGCAUACUGUAUUAAAUCUUUAUGACAGAAUGUACUAUGGUACAAUAAAGAAAUACGUUGUUAA